Molecule: messenger RNA, 3563 nt
Organism: Epinephelus lanceolatus (giant grouper)
Lineage: Eukaryota; Metazoa; Chordata; Actinopteri; Perciformes; Serranidae
Product: dehydrogenase/reductase SDR family member 13-like
Source: RefSeq, a predicted model, not a curated record
CAGUGCAGUGAUGUCGGCACUGCUUUGCCUCGUAGCUGGUGCACUUUUCUUCUAUGUGAUAGUGUAUUACGCUGUGUUUAGAGGAGCCAGGUGUUCCAGUUUAGUGAGGCUGAAUGGGAAGACGGCCAUUGUUACAGGAAGCAACACUGGCAUCGGCAAGGCCACGGCUCUGGAACUGGCAAAGAGAGGAGCCAGGGUGAUCCUAGCCUGCCGCAACAAGGAUAAAGCUGAGUCAGCUGCAUAUGACAUCCGUAGAGAGAGUGGGAACAAUCAGGUGGUGUUCAUGCAGUUGGAUCUCGCGAGUUUCAAGUCUGUCCGCAGCUUUGCUGAAAUUUUCCUGAAGUCUGAACCCAGACUGGACAUCCUCAUCAACAAUGCAGGUGUGAUGGGUCCAGGACGUACCGAGGAUGGAUUUGGCAUGGCGUUUGGGGUUAACCACCUGGGUCACUUCCUGCUCACCAACCUUCUCCUGGAGCGCCUGCAGCAGUGUGGUCCCAGUCGCGUGCUCACCGUGGCCGCACUGCUGCACUGCUUUGGCAGUGUUGACUUCCCUCUGUUGGCUUCCAGGAAGGACUUAGUAUCUGGUCAGUCCACCUGGCACAACUUUCAAGCCUAUUGCAACAGCAAGCUGUGUAAUGUGCUGUUCACCAGGGAGCUGGCCAAUAGACUGGAGGGUACCGGUGUCACCUGCUACAGCCUCCACCCAGGAGUCAUCUACACAGAACUGUGUCGCAGUCUGAGCCUGUGGCAGCAGCUUCUCCUGAUGCCCUUGGCCAAGCUCUUCUUCCUGGAUCCUGAGGGGGGGUCCCAGACCACCCUGCACUGUGCCCUGCAGGAGGGCAUUGAGUCCUUCAGCGGACGCUACUUCUCUAACUGUGCACUGCAACAGGUGGGAGCCAAGGGACGAGAUGAUGCUCUGGCAAAGAAGUUGUGGGAAUUGAGUGAGAGGUUAACUGGUUUAUCAUAACAGACUGAAUCCUAAUCCAGUGUGAUCGCUCUGUGCCUUAUCAGAGACCUUAACAGGCCUCCAGUGUCACCGUCGUACUGUUGGUCUGUUUCUUUAAGGGCUGGUUUCUAAUGGUCUUAUACAUGUUUGACAUAGGGAACAGAAAGCAGUGCAGUGUUUUACUAUUUCUAUUAUCUGCAUAACCUUACAUUUGUUCCUGUUGUUUAAUAAAAGGCAGUUAUCCACAAAGACAUGUCACGAUUGCACUUGUGGUUCAAGCACAUUUUCUUACUGAAAUGUUACUCGGCCAGUAUGAAGAAAAAUUGCUUUUGGGUAAAUGCUCCAUCAGACUAGAAAGUGCCACUGCAAAUGUCCUUCCUCUGCUCUAAAUAAAUGGUGCUGGCUCCUCAGUAACACUUGCUGUUCUUACUAGACAACACGUUAGCACAGUUAAUCCAAGAUAACAUAUUAUAUUUAUACCAUUUACUUUUGUCUCACAACUGUCUGCAAACCAUUCCACAUCUCAUGUGGAGCAGUUUAUACCACAAAAGGGGAAAUAAUAUGAAACGAGAUAUGCAGCGCGGCUAAUAUGAUAGCCGAGAGGUCAGCCUGUCAAGACAGUUUGGUCAAAGGUACAAAUUCACACGUUAGAAUCAUAGACUGUAUAAAAAAGAUGGACAAUAUGACAGUCCCUCAAAAGUGAAGCCAAAACAUCUGAGUCACCCCCAGUGGCUGGCUGCAAUAUAGGUCAUAAACUCCGCCCCCUCCAUGUUAGUGGAUGGGAAAUGAGCCAAUCUAAAAACUCAAAGUACACGUCUGUUCUUAUCACGCUGAUGUUUAAGUCUUCCUGUUUUUGAUGUGUGGUUAUAAUUAUUAUUUGAUGCAAUAAAAAGGGGAUUGAUAUUAUGAUUGACAGCUCUGUGUGACAAUUAGUGUGCUUGCUAGCAAUGGUGCUGCUCAUAAGGCCAGCUGUGGUUCAGAGGCGGAGCAGGUUGUCCACUAAUUGGAAGAUUGGCGGUUCAGUCCCUAGCACCUUCAGUCUGCAUGUCGAAGUGUCCUUGGACAAGAUACUGAACCCCAAAUUGCUCUCGAUGGCUGUUCGGUUCCACCAGUGUGUGAGUGGGUGAAUGUGACAUGAAGUGUAAAAGCGCUUUGAGUGGUCAGAGGACUAGAAAGGCGCUAUACAAGUAUAGCCCAUUUACAAUUCUUGAUUGGGUUGUACAGAUGUUUGGGUGGUAACUCUGCACCACAGAGAUUGCUACUGCUUGACUCUGGCUCCAAAUCACAUCAGCAGUGCAAGAUGGCAGCGGCCGUAUCCGGGAUAUUUUGGCUUCAUUUUUGUACAGUGGGGGUACAGCAGAGAUGCACUGUCCCUCUUUAUGUACAGUCUAUGGUCAAAAUUCACCAAAGUUUAAAUCUUCAUAAAACAUCAGGACAUAUUUUGUUGACAAAUCCACUGAUGAGGGCAGUUCCAUUGAAAUGAACUGCUUUCUAUCACAAUUUUUAAAUCAUGAUAUUUUGGCUUGACUGGGCCCCAAUGUGAGAUGUCUACCAACUAUCAGCACCAGUGUGGUGUUUUACAAACUACUACUACUUUACUACUUCAUCUUCAAGCUGUACUGUAGCACUUAAAACUUAAAAUAUUUAUGAUGCUGUAAAUGCUGUGUCAGCAGCAGUGGUGGAGGAAGUAUUCAGAUCCUUUACUUAGUACUAAUACCACAUUGUAAAAAUACCAAUAAAAGUUUUGCAUUGAAAAUGUUACUCAAGUAAAAAUAUGUAAAGACAAUCAGGGAAUUGUAUUUAAGUACUAAAAGUAAUAAAAUAAUUAAACUAAUUCAAAGGAAAAGCAGCAAGUCCUCAUAUUUGAGAAGCUGGAAAUAUGAAAUGUUUUUUGCAUAAAAAAUGACAAACAAUUAUCAAAAUAGUUGCCAGGGUAGGGUAAUCGUUUCAGAUGCACUUGUAGAUUUCCAUUUAGUUUGUGUGCAAAACUCUUAAUUUGUAAAGUUAAUGAAAUGAUCAGAUAACUGUAGUAGAGUAAAAAGUGCAAUAUUUUUUGUAGUGGUGCAGAGGCAGAAAGUGACAUGUAAAAGGGUUAAAAGUAAAAGUACCUCAAAUUUGUACUGAAGUACAGUACUUGAGUAAAUGUACUUAGUUACAAUCAAGCACUGGUUAGCAUAGGGACACACAGUAACUGAAAUUACAGCAAUUGGGAUAAGUGGAGAAACUAUAGUAGUGCUUCUUUAGCCCACAAAUUUAAUAAUCCAAUCAUUUUAUGUUCCUCAAAUUUAAAACUUUAGUUUGCUUUUGUUGGGCAACACUUUGUGGACGGUGAAAACGAGAGGCUGUUUUUUUUUUCUCUUAUCUUGGUGAAAGUGCUCUAGACCAUUUGUAAAAUUCUCAAACGCAAAACAUUGGUAAAUUCCAGAAAUCAUUAAGUUUGAACCAAAUAACACCAAAUCAUAGACACGGCCAAAAACAGAGAGAAUUUGUUCGUAUAUCAUUUCUUGCAUGAAUCUCAAUAUCACUGACUCGGUGGUUGGAGAUACUUUUCACAUUCUGCUGCUGUCGAUGACCCUGUUGUGUUAAACCUGUGCUAAUAAAGUUUGUUCACUCCUGA